UGAGUGAAAUUAAUGACCUGUGCAUGUGGGUCUGUGACACAACUAACCCUUUCCAAAUUGCAAUCUGGUGCUGUGGUGGUUAACCUUGAUGCACUGUCCUUGUUUGUUUCCCUAUUUGUAUUGAUGGCAUCUCUGUCCUUUUGAACUUCCAAGUUCCAAGACUAGAAAACAACUGGAUCAAAUGUUAUUAGAUGCAUUCUUGCAAAAUGAAGGGGAAAAAUGAUGGUACAAGCCACAAAAUAUCGGUGUGUCUAAGGAAACAAUGGGAGGUGGAGGGCGUGUCACUGCUUCUAAAUCCAAGCUUGAACUUGAGAACAAGCCUCUCUCACGGGUUCCACACACAAAGCCUCCAUUCAGUGUUGGCCAACUCAAGAAAGCCAUUCCACCGCAUUGCUUUGAGCGCUCCCUCCUCUAUUCAUUCUCCUUUGUUGUUUGUGACCUUUCAGUGGCCUUCAUUCUCUACAUUACCACUACCUACUUUCACCUCCUUCCUUACCCCUUUUCCCUCAUUGUUUGGCCCGUAUAUUGGUUUCUCCAAGGUUGCAUUCUCACUGGGGUGUGGGUGAUUGCUCAUGAGUGUGGUCAUCAUGCCUUCAGUAAGUACCAAUGGGUUGAUGAUCUGGUGGGUUUGAUCCUUCACUCUGCACUUCUAGUCCCAUAUUUCUCAUGGAAAAUUAGCCAUCGCCGCCACCACUCCAACACAGGUUCCCUUGAGCGUGAUGAGGUGUUUGUUCCAAAACCCAAAUCCGAAAUGGCAUGGUAUAGCAAGUACUUAAACAACCCACCAGGGAGGGCUAUUACCCUUCUCAUCACACUCACAAUAGGAUGGCCUUUGUACUUGCUCUUCAAUGUUUCUGGUAGACCCUAUGAUCGUUUUGCAAGCCACUAUCACCCUUAUGCUCCCAUAUAUUCUGAUCGCGAAAGGCUUCAAAUUUAUGUUUCUGACGCUGCUGUGUUUGCUACAACCUACUUGCUCUACCACGUUGCAACUGUGAAAGGGCUGGCUUGGCUGCUAUGCGUUUAUGGGGUUCCACUGCUAAUUGUGAAUGGCUUUCUUGUGACCAUCACAUAUUUGCAACAUACUCACAGUACCUUACCUCACUAUGACUCAUCCGAAUGGGACUGGCUGAGGGGUGCUUUGGCUACUGUGGACAGAGAUUAUGGGAUUCUCAACAAAGUGUUUCACCACAUAACCGAUACACAUGUGGCUCAUCAUCUCUUCUCUACAAUGCCACAUUACCAUGCAAUGGAGGCAACCAAAGCUUUGAAACCCAUAUUGGGUGAAUUCUACCAAUUUGAUGACACCCCAUUUUACAAGGCAUUGUGGAGAGAAGCUAGAGAGUGCCUCUAUGUGGAGCCAGAUGAAGGAACAUCUCAGAAGGGCGUUUAUUGGUACAGGAACAAGUUUUGAUGAAGAAAACAUGGACCAUACAUAGUGGGAGUCAAAAGUUUUGUCUUGUAUUAAUUGAAAAGUUAUCAAUAAGUGGAUUUGCCGUGUAAUGACUAAUAUAUUGUGAAACAGCUUCUCGUGAUCGUACUUAUUAUAAUGAAAAAAUAAUUGUAGUAUUAACUACAUCUACAUGUGAAAAGUGUUUUACUUAUGGUCUCACCUUCCACAAA
Messenger RNA from Abrus precatorius (Indian licorice), 1620 nucleotides. RefSeq names its product omega-6 fatty acid desaturase, endoplasmic reticulum isozyme 1. The record is from RefSeq and is a predicted model, not a curated record. Gene Ontology annotation, molecular function: oxidoreductase activity. The coding region runs from base 263 to 1411 and encodes 382 amino acids. Gene Ontology annotation, biological process: lipid metabolic process. NCBI's taxonomy places the organism in Eukaryota, Viridiplantae, Streptophyta, Magnoliopsida, Fabales, Fabaceae. The transcript has 2 exons.